Messenger RNA from Phaedon cochleariae (mustard beetle), 1757 nucleotides. Lineage: Eukaryota; Metazoa; Arthropoda; Insecta; Coleoptera; Chrysomelidae. The record is from the annotation of a GenBank genome assembly.
ACAAUAAUUAUACCCACCAUUGUUUGAACCAUAUGAUGUUAUCUUGUUAUCCAAAUUUGAUUUAGUUUAUAUUCAUGUUGCUAGUUUGACAACAAAUUCAAUGUCCCUUCACAGAAAUGAUUGUAUAUCUUGCAAUAAACUGUACUUAACGCGGUUUCGUUGAAUAAUAAACUUAUGGAAAUGCAUAGUUGUUUCUACAGCGUGCUUGUGAUCUAAUUGAAAACACCUCAUAUCAUAAAAUCAUUGAAUGAUUAAAAUAAAAAUUUCGUGUGAACACUGUACUCAAACAUGAGUUAGAUAAGAAAAACAUUCUCAUCCAGAGGCAGAUGCUAUACAGUUCAUGGUUCGAUAUGACUAAACAAAUCUGAAAAUUCAAAAAUUCAUAGUGCAUGUUCUAUAAUUCACUCGAUAAUUCAUGAAAUUUCUUGCUUAACACAUAACCUGUUGAUUCAUUCAGCAAUUACUUCGAGUUGUUGUUUGUCGUGUGUCUAUUGUAUAGUCAAAUUAAAUAAAUGAAAUAUUUCAUUGACCUCUUUUUGUUUGUACACCAUGUAUCUACCUACAUAAUUAACGAAACCAGUUGACAUGAGUUGACGAAAUGGAAACCAGUAUGCCCAUGUAGCAUUAGGCCAUAACCCCACAAACAAACGGUCCGCCCCUGUUCUAAUCUGCUUCAAAAUGAAAUAGGUAGGAACAUUCUUCAAUUUAUUAUCUAAAAACGUGAAGGAUUUCUAUUUUUAUAAAUAGUGUGUAUUGAGUGGCAAUCUGAUGGUGAUUGUAAACGCAACUUGGUGUAAAAAUGGUCUUUCUGAAAUUUCGAGGCUUGUGUGCACCGGUGUUCACCGCUUUUCGUAAUGACAUGUCCAUUGAUGUGAAUAUCAUUCCAAGAUAUGCACAGUUUUUAGCAGAUAACGGCGUUGGUGGAGUACUGGUUCACGGUAGUUCCGGAGAAAGCAUGUCGAUGAACGUCCAAGAAAGAAAAUCAGCCCUGGAGGAAUGGUCGAAGGCGGUGAAAACCACAAAGCAACAUCUGAUGGUCCAAGUAGGCGGGUGUCCUUUGCCUGACGUCAUCGAGUUGGCGAAACACGCCGAAUCCAUAGGCGUAGAUUCGUUGCUAUGUCUUCCUGAGCUCUAUUUCAGGCCGACGGCUACCAGACAGCUGAUUAAUUAUUUGAGGAUUGUUGGCGAGGCUGCCCCUAAGACCCCACUACUUUAUUAUCACAUACCUGCAUGGAGCGGAGUGAACUUGAAUAUGGCAACGUUGAUGAAAGAAGCCGCCACAGAACUGCCAACUUUCCAAGGUAUCAAAUACUCUACUGUAGAUCUGGAAGGUGGGAUAGCUGCUUUGGAAGCAAAUAAAGGGAAAUACGCUGUCUUUCUUGGAACAAAUAAGAUGAUGGCAGCUGCCUGUGCCAUGGGGAUCGACUCCUUCAUUGCCACAACAUUGAACUUUCUGCCUCAAUCUGCAUCCAGUAUCAUGAAGGCAGUGCAAGAGUCCAGGAUUGAAGAAGCUAGAAGCAUUCAAGAACAACUGACUUCCGCUUGCUCUAUCAUAACCAAAAAUGGUCAUUGGGUACCGACUAUGAAAACUGCCAUGAACCUCGUGACUCCCAUCAACGUUGGGAAAUCAAGACCACCCCUGGACAAUUUGACAGAGACACAAGAAAAAGAGAUGAGAGAUUCAUUGAAGACGAUAUCUGUCGUGUAGAUCAUCAUAAUCAAUCCUCAAAUAUAUGCCUAUGAAAUAAUUUCUUUAA